AGUCGUUUGAAUAUUACCACCGUUUCUACCAACAACUCGCGACAGUUUAAGGAAUAAGCUCCAACUCUCAGUAACACUCUGGAUAAAAAAUUUUAUUUGUGAAGAGUUUCAUUUUUUUUCGAAAAAAAAAGAAAAAAGUUUCGUUCUCAUUUUUGCUCAAGUGAAUUAAAUUUUGUUUUCAAAUUUUUAUUUUUUCUCUUGUAUAUAUAUAUAUUUUUUUUUUUGAAGUUAAAACCACUUAAUCAACACGAUGGUAUGUUCUAUUGAUGAUAUUGCUGACGAGCUCCCGCCAGAGCAGAUUGCUGUCUUGCGCAAAGCUUUCGACAGUUUUGACAGGGAAAAGAGUGGAAGUAUUCCUACUGACAUGGUAGCAGAUAUUCUUCGACUUAUGGGUCAACCUUUCAACAAAAAAAUCCUCGACGAACUUAUCGAUGAAGUUGAUGCCGACAAAUCUGGAAGAUUAGAAUUUGAGGAAUUUGUGACUCUCGCCGCAAAAUUCAUUGUUGAAGAAGAUGCCGAGGCUUUGGAAAAAGAAUUACGAGAAGCUUUCAGACUCUACGACAAAGAAGGCAAUGGAUAUAUUCCAACGACAUGCUUGCGCGAAAUCCUCAGAGAAUUAGACGAUCAAUUAACUGACGAAGAACUUGACAUCAUGAUUGAAGAAAUCGACUCCGAUGGCUCCGGCACAGUUGACUUUGAUGAAUUCAUGGAGAUGAUGACUGGAGAAUAAAAACAAUUGCAGAGGGAGAUGAAAAUUGUCCAAAUUGGUGAGGCAGUCAUCAGUCAUCAUUUUACUUUUUACUAUUUUCAACAAUUCGAUGAAAUUGUCU
Leptopilina heterotoma is the source of this 830-nucleotide messenger RNA. RefSeq names its product troponin C, isoallergen Bla g 6.0301 (gene TpnCI). The record is from RefSeq and is a predicted model, not a curated record. Bases 251 to 730 code for a protein of 159 amino acids. Gene Ontology annotation, molecular function: enzyme regulator activity; calcium ion binding. Lineage: Eukaryota; Metazoa; Arthropoda; Insecta; Hymenoptera; Figitidae. The transcript is spliced from 6 exons.